Messenger RNA from Harmonia axyridis, 1544 nucleotides. It is a transcript of the gene Arc42, whose product is annotated as short-chain specific acyl-CoA dehydrogenase, mitochondrial. Gene Ontology annotation, biological process: fatty acid beta-oxidation using acyl-CoA dehydrogenase; butyrate catabolic process. Lineage: Eukaryota; Metazoa; Arthropoda; Insecta; Coleoptera; Coccinellidae. Gene Ontology annotation, cellular component: mitochondrion. The coding region runs from base 150 to 1364 and encodes 404 amino acids. The record is from RefSeq and is a predicted model, not a curated record. Gene Ontology annotation, molecular function: flavin adenine dinucleotide binding. The transcript has 7 exons.
CAAUUUGUACUUGAACAAUAAAUCAACUUUGGGUUCAAAGUUUAUUUUUAAAUAAAUCAGAGUAAUCUGGUUUUUAUAAUUUAAUGCAUUGCAUUGAAUUAAAAUAAGUAGAAUAACUUUGGUAUACCCUUUAUUUUUUAUUGAGAAUAAUGGCUUUGUUCAAUAAAAUAAUUCCAAAACUGGCCAACUCUGCGAAAUGUAGAGGUAUCGCUUCCUUGGCUUCAUUGCCCGAAACCCAUCAAAUGCUUCAGAAGACAUGCAGAGACUUUGCAGAUGGAGAGUUAAAACCUAUAGCUGCAAAAACUGAUAGGGAACAUUUGUAUCCAAAAGAACAAAUAAAAAAAAUGGGGGAAUUGGGCUUGAUGGGGAUAUCUGUUCCUGAAUCCUUAGGCGGUACGGGACUUGAUUAUUUGGCUUAUGCGAUCGCUAUGGAGGAAAUUUCCAGGGGUUGCGCAAGUGCUGGUGUUAUAAUGUCCGUUAAUAACUCUUUAUAUUUAGGGCCUAUAGAGAAAUGGGGAAAUGAAGAACAAAAAGAAAAAUUCAUCAGGCCUUUCUUAACAGGGGAAAAAGUUGGCUGUUUUGCACUUUCUGAACCAGGAAAUGGUUCGGAUGCUGGUGCAGCCUCUACAAUUGCAAAAACAGAUGGAAGUAACUUUGUUUUAAACGGCACCAAGUGUUGGAUAACAAAUGGCUAUGAAAGUGAAGCAGUUAUUGUAUUUGCCACUACCGACAAAAGUUUGAAGCAUAAGGGAAUUUCUGCAUUUCUCCUACCCAAACCAAUCAAAGGCUUAGAUCUUGGUAAGAAGGAAGACAAGUUGGGGAUAAGAGGUUCUUCCACAUGUUCUCUGAUUUUUGAGGACUGUCAAGUACCUAAGGAAAACUUGUUAGGUAGUCUCGGGUUAGGAUUCAAGAUUGCAAUGAUGACUCUAGAUGCUGGCCGAAUAGGUAUAGCUUCCCAAGCAUUGGGGAUAGCUCAAGCGUCACUUGAAGUAGCUGCAGAAUAUGCUUCAAAGCGUCUUGCAUUUGGCAAACCCAUAUUGAAGCUGCAGACCAUUCAAAACAAACUUGCAGAAAUGGCUCUUCAGCUUGAAUCUGCCAGACUUUUAACAUGGAGAGCUGCUUGGUUGAAAGACAAUAAAAUGAAUUAUACAAAGGAAGCUGCCAUGGCCAAAUUGGCUGCUAGUGAAGCUGCUACAGCAUUGAGUCACCAAUGUAUACAAAUUUUGGGAGGAAUGGGGUAUGUAUCUGAUAUGCCUGCAGAAAGGUUCUAUAGGGAUGCAAGAAUUACUGAAAUAUACGAGGGAACUUCAGAAAUUCAAAAACUCGUUAUUUGUGGGAACCUUAUUAAGGAAUUGGCACUCUAGGAUUUGAAAUUGCUACAAAUAAAUAUAAUGAAUUGUUGUGCCACGGGUGAAGACAGUGUAUUUUUGUAUUGGAGAAGAUUUAUUUUAUAUGAAUAUAUAAUUUUUGAAAGACUGAUGUUAUAUAUAAAACCAAUCUUUUAUCUACAAUUUGUCAAAAUUAUAAUAUAAUUGCAACUACAA